AUGCUUCUACUUCUUAAUUUCUCCAGGUCUUCGGUUCCAGAAAAAGUAGAGUGUAAUUCUAAUGAGCUUGCUUGGCAAGCGGAGUACUUACGAGACGAUACAUACAAACAUCUGGUUGCCCUGGUGGCUAUCGAUAUUAUAGCAGCUCUGCUUACGAUUCUUCUAAAUGCACUUGUUAUUUUCACCGUGGCAACGAGGCACCGACUGCGAAACAACUCCACCAUACUUCUUGCUUGUCUAGCUGGGACGGAUUUGCUUACAGGGCUAGUAGCUCUACCGGCCGCUUUAUCGCUAGACUUAAAGCGACUUUACGGAUUUGGGCCAUUCUGUUCCCCAGAAAAGGCAUUGAUUGUGCUAACUACGACGGCGACGUUUGCUUCGCUCAGUCAUCUGGUCGUGAUCAGCAUAGACCGUUAUAUAGCUAUCAGAUACCCCUUGAGAUACCAGGAUAUUGUCACAGAAACAAGAAUAAUAAUUAGCAUUGUUCUCGCCUGGGCUAUCACCUUGAUGGUAACAAUCAAUGCACUUGUUCUGGCUCUAGUAGACAGUGAAAGCAUCUACACUGAUCAUUGGCGCGCGAACAUUAUAACACAAAUUGCCAUCGGAACCCUUUUUUUCAUUGCUAUUUCAUUAUCUUACGGCUACAUUUACUCAGAGACACGGCGACAAGUUAAACGCCUCAAAGCCGAACAACUGCCUCAAGAAGAAAUCCAAAGAAUCAAGAAAGACAGAAGGGCAGCUACUACUCUGGCAAUCAUUCUGAUUGCUUUGAUAAUCGCUUAUUUGCCAGCAACAAUAGUGGGGGUGCUGACUACUCUUCCACGUAGCAUUUCGGUGCCGCCGCGUUUCAGAGUCAUCAUUUGGAGAUGGGUAGAAAGUUGCAUCAUGUUAGGCUCCCUGUUUAACCCUGUUAUUUACUGUUGGCGUAUGAAGAAACUACGAAGCGCAUUUCUCGAGAUACUACAUUUAACAAAACCUGAAAACACCCUGCCAGAAAGAGAAAUUAGAGGAACUGAGAGCAACCAACCUGGACCCAGCUCAAACCAGGCUUUCUCGUUGCCCGAAAACGGGCAACCAGUUUUGUUGUCAUUUCGUCCGCUGCAAGCAGAAUAA
This is a messenger RNA of Porites lobata, 1113 nucleotides long. Lineage: Eukaryota; Metazoa; Cnidaria; Anthozoa; Scleractinia; Poritidae. The record is from the annotation of a GenBank genome assembly.